GAGCCGGACGGUAUAUUUCAUCUGUCUAGAACGCACGUGUUUACGUUUUUACAAAUUGAACGCAAUUUCUUCGCAACUUUCGGGUAUUAUUAAUAUCCGACCAGCAAAAUGGGCAGAAACAAUCGCUCCCGAAAACGCCGCGAUGAAAUGAAUAAGAUAAAGAAGGCGCGGUAUGAGGCUAAGGAGUUGAUUCGCCUGAAGAAAACUCUGGGACUGCUGGAUGCCGAUGGCAACGAGAUCAUGAAAGAUAUUAGCGAUGUGGUCGAAGUUAAGACCUCCAAGGAGAUCAAGAGGGAGGCCAAAUCCAAGGAGGAGCAGGAACUGAUAUACGAGCACCAGGAAAGUCUGGAGCAGGGUGAAAAGGUGAAGGUGAAGAAUGAAAACACAGGUGUAGAGCACGUUUUCAACAGCAAGACCCUUAAGGAUCAGUACGGAAAUUAUCCUGCGUGGUUCAAAAAGAAGAAGACCGCCAAGCGUCUAAGGAAGAAGCAGCACUCCCAGAAGAAGAACUUCAAACAGGCAUGGACCACGGUUAAUGUACCCCUUUAAAUUCGGGGCAGGGGGUUACCCAUCUGGUAUCUUAACUUAGUUCGUAAGUCCUCGCUUAGUUUAGGAGAUUUUGUAGGCUAUUUCUACAAAGAUGUUAUUGCUAAGAGUUUAUAUUGCAUAUUAAAGCCUUAACAAUA
This is a messenger RNA of Drosophila suzukii, 686 nucleotides long. RefSeq names its product protein LLP homolog. Gene Ontology annotation, cellular component: nucleolus. NCBI's taxonomy places the organism in Eukaryota, Metazoa, Arthropoda, Insecta, Diptera, Drosophilidae. The record is from RefSeq and is a predicted model, not a curated record. Gene Ontology annotation, molecular function: RNA binding. Gene Ontology annotation, biological process: dendrite extension.